AUGAAAGUCUAUUUACGAUUUCUUGGCUUGUGGAGAGUUGUAGAAACUGAUGAAGAUCCACCAGAACUGAGACCAAAUCCCACUCUUGCUCAACUCAGAGCUCAUGAUGAAGAAAUGUUGAAGAAUGAUAGAGCUCUAACCUGUAUUUACUUCGGGUUAGCAUACCAUAUUUUUACAAGCAUCAUGGAUCUUGAAACACCUAAGAGUGUUUGGAAUAAACUUAAAGAAGCCUAUGAAGGAGGUGAUAAAGUAAAGAAAAUAAAGUUUUCUAUGCUGCAAAUGAAGGAGGACGAGUUGAUCAAAGAUAAAACAAUGAGGUUGACGGAUAUUGUAAAUCAAAUCCGUCUUUAUGGUAAAGACUUACUGAAUGAGAAAGUGGUGGAGAAAGUCAUGGUCAGUGUUCCUCAAAGGUUCGAAGCAAAAUUUUCAACUAUUGAGGAAUCUUGUGACAUGUCAAGAUUAACCAUUGUUGAUCUUGUUAACAACCUUGGGAAGAAACCUAGAGGCUUGAAGGGAAAGUUCUUUGGUUAUUCUACUAGUGGUCAAAGUGGAAAGUUUCCUCCAUGUCCGGUUUCUAAGAAAAUAAAUCAUGCUGAAAAGGAUUGCAGGUUCAAGGAUAGGAGCAAGACCAAAUUUCAGUGUUCAUUUUGUGAUAAGCUUGGCCACACCGAAAAAUUUUGCUGGACCAAGAAGAAGCAAGCAAAGAAGCAAUCUCAACAACAAGAAAAUGCCAGUGAAGUGAACUAA
Molecule: messenger RNA, 747 nt
Organism: Hibiscus syriacus
Lineage: Eukaryota; Viridiplantae; Streptophyta; Magnoliopsida; Malvales; Malvaceae
Exons: 2
Coding region: 1-747 (248 amino acids)
Molecular function (GO): nucleic acid binding; zinc ion binding
Source: RefSeq, a predicted model, not a curated record